Diceros bicornis minor is the source of this 1315-nucleotide messenger RNA. RefSeq names its product pregnancy-associated glycoprotein-like. Gene Ontology annotation, molecular function: aspartic-type endopeptidase activity. The transcript has 9 exons. Lineage: Eukaryota; Metazoa; Chordata; Mammalia; Perissodactyla; Rhinocerotidae. The coding region runs from base 1 to 1164 and encodes 387 amino acids. The record is from RefSeq and is a predicted model, not a curated record. Gene Ontology annotation, biological process: proteolysis.
AUGAAGUGGUUUGGGGUCCUAGGGCUGGUGGCCCUCUCAGAGUGUUUAGUCAUAAUCCCUCUGAUGAAGGUCAAGUCCAUUCGAGAAAACCUCAGGGAGAAAGACAUGCUGAAGGACUACCUGGAGAAGUACCCCUACCGUCUGACCCACGAGCUUCUUUACACACAACAGGACUCUGGAGUAACUUUUGAACCCAUGAGGAACUACCUGGAUCUAGCCUACGUCGGCAUCAUCAGCAUUGGAACACCCCCUCAGGAAUUCAAGGUCAUCUUUGACACCGGCUCCGCUGACAUGUGGGUGCCCUCCAUCUACUGCACCAGCCAGGCCUGUGCCAAGCACAAUACCUUCAACCCUCUGCGGUCCUCCACCUUCGUGGCCUCAGGCCAGCCCAUCAACCUCGCCUACGGCACCGGGAAGAUGUCAGGAUUUCUUGGCUACGACACUGUUAAGAUUGGGAGCCUUGUCGACGUAAACCAGGCAUUUGGCCUGAGCCUGAAGGAACCCGGCAAGUUUAUGGAAUACACAGCUUUCGACGGCAUCGUAGGCCUCAGCUACCCCACCCUGAGCGUCAAAGGGGCCAUCCCUGUCUUCGACAACCUGUGGAACCAAGGCCUCAUUUCUGAGAAUCUCUUCGCCUUCUACUUGAGCAGCAAGGGCCAGAAGGGCAGCGUGGUGAUGUUUGGCGGGGUGGACCCUUCCUACUACACCGGAGAGCUCCACUGGGUGCCCGUGUCCAAAUGCACCUACUGGCAAAUAUCCAUGGACAGCAUCUCCAUGAAUGGGAAGGUUGUUGCUUGUCAUGGUGGCUGCCAGGCCAUUAUGGAUACUGGGACCUCAUUGCUGAUUGGCCCACAUGACGCCAUCCUCAACAUCCAGAGGAUCAUCCAGGCCAGGCCCUCCAACACCGGCGAGUACAUCAUCAACUGUGACACCGUCAACACCCUGCCUGACGUCGUCUUCACCAUCAACGGUGUCGGCUACCCAGUGCCAGCCAGUGCCUACAUCCAGAAGGGUCGUUUGGGCACCUGCUUCAGCAGUUUUGACAAGGGCAUGGGCCACUUGUUCACCUCGGAGGUCUGGAUCCUGGGUGACGUCUUCCUGAGGCUGUAUUUCACCAUUUUCGAUCGAGCAAACAACAGGAUUGGACUGGCUAAGGCGGUGUAAAUGCUGAGGCUGCUCCAGGAAGCAUCCAGGCCACCCCAAACACACCCCCGCACACACAUUCGGGGCAUUCCCACUUGGAGGCACUGGCUCCAACUGUGUUUGGUGGUCUGCAAAGCCCUAUUCUCAGUAGAGAAUAAAGAUCUUAUUUCCA